CAAACUUGCACAAUAGCCUCUCCUCCUAUUUUCAACAUUCAUAAGCAAAAUGCUAGGUAAAAAGAUGGUAUCAUUGAAGAAACUAGCCAAGAAGGUAAAGUCUAGUAGUAGUGGUGGAGGUGAAACUAACAAUGACCCUCCACAUCAAGAAUGUUUGUUGAAGGGAUAUGAAGAAGAGUUAUGUACAAGCACAACUCCAACUGGCUAUUUUGCACUUUAUGUUGGUGAUGAGCAUCAAAGAUAUGUGGUUCCAACAAGCUAUCUUUCUCACCCUUUAUUCAAGAUGCUGCUUGAGAAAUCUUACAAUGAGUUUGGUUUUCAGCAGAGGAAUGGUUUGGUUGUUCCAUGUAGUGUGGAUGCAUUUCAAGAGGUUGUAAAUGCUAUCGAAUCUAACAAUGGCAAGUUUCACUUAGGCAAGAUUUUUCAUGAUUUUGUUUAAUCUUUGGUUAGUGUUGAAUGCAUUGGAGUUAUCUUAUCUUUUAUGAUCAGAAAGAAUUCAAUUUGACUUAGAAAUUAUAGGUAUUAUGACCGUUUACCGUUUAUACACGAUGUAACGGCAGAGCCUAUUGACGAUAGAGGAUCCAAACUGGUGUAUCAAAGUUAGGUUUAAUUUCUAUAUAAGCUAUUUUGCUGUAAGAAAAUUAUCAAUUAGGAGUAAUUUGACAGGUAAACAAUUGAUG
Lathyrus oleraceus (garden pea) is the source of this 680-nucleotide messenger RNA. RefSeq names its product auxin-responsive protein SAUR15. The transcript has a single exon. The record is from RefSeq and is a predicted model, not a curated record. Gene Ontology annotation, biological process: response to auxin. Bases 50 to 439 code for a protein of 129 amino acids. Lineage: Eukaryota; Viridiplantae; Streptophyta; Magnoliopsida; Fabales; Fabaceae.